Gavialis gangeticus (Gharial) is the source of this 7365-nucleotide messenger RNA. RefSeq names its product VPS10 domain-containing receptor SorCS3. Gene Ontology annotation, molecular function: protein binding. The record is from RefSeq and is a predicted model, not a curated record. The transcript is spliced from 29 exons. NCBI's taxonomy places the organism in Eukaryota, Metazoa, Chordata, Crocodylia, Gavialidae. Bases 1 to 3231 code for a protein of 1076 amino acids. Gene Ontology annotation, cellular component: postsynaptic density membrane.
AUGUCGCGCACUACAAAUAUGACUUUCAGGCUGCUUUAUGUGGAAAAUCUGGCCCAUUCGACCGACGGGCAGCUGCUCCAGGAGGACGGCAGGGCCCGGGAGCUGCGGCUCGCCAGCACCAGCUUCGCGCUCACCGGCGACUCCGCGCACAACCAGGCCAUGGUGCACUGGUCCGGCCACAACAGCAGCGUGAUUCUCAUUCUGACGAAGCUCUAUGACUUCAACUUGGGGAGUGUUACCGAAAGCUCACUUUGGAGGUCAACGGACUACGGCACGACCUACGAGAAGCUAAAUGACAAAGUGGGUUUGAAAACUGUGCUCAGCUAUCUUUAUGUCAGUCCAACUAACAAGAGGAAGAUAAUGCUCCUGAGUGACCCAGAGAUUGAGAGCAGCAUAUUGAUCAGCUCUGAUGAAGGGGCCACCUACCAGAAGUACAGGUUGAAUUUCUACAUCCAGAGCCUGCUCUUCCAUCCCAAGCAGGAGGACUGGGUCCUGGCCUACAGUCUCGAUCAAAAGCUGUACAGCUCUAUGGAUUUUGGGAGAAGAUGGCAGCUAAUGCAUGAGAGGAUCACACCAAACAGGUUUUACUGGUCCGUAGCGGGUUUGGAUAAGGAGCCUGACCUGGUGCACAUGGAAGCCCGGACAGCUGAUGGACAUGCCCACUACAUAACCUGCCGGAUCCAGGAGUGCUCGGAGACAACCAGGAGCGGGCCAUUUUUGCGCUCCAUCGACACCAGCUCGCUGGUUGUCCAGGACGAGUACAUCUUCAUUCAGGUGACUGCUGGUGGAAGAGCUAAUUACUACGUAUCGUACAAGCGGGAGCCGUUUGCUCAGAUUAAACUGCCCAAAUACUCGUUNCCAAAGGACAUGCAUAUCAUCAGCACAGAUGAGAAUCAGGUAUUUGCAGCCGUGCAAGAGUGGAACCAGAACGAUACCUACAACCUUUACAUCUCCGACAUCCGAGGGGUCUACUUUACCUUGGCUUUGGAGAAUGUGAAGAGCAGCCGAGGGUUGGAAGGGAAUAUCAUCAUUGACCUUUAUGAGGUAGCAGGGAUCAAAGGUGUAUUCCUGGCGAACAAGAAAAUAGAGGACCAAAUAAAGACUUUCAUCACCUACAACAAGGGCAGAGACUGGCGGUUGGUGCAGGCUCCGGACACUGAUCUCCGAGGGGACCCGGUGCAAUGCCAGAUGCCCUUCUGUUCCUUGCACCUGCAUUUGCAAAUCUCAGAGAAUCCAUAUACUUCAGGAAGUAUUUCCAGCAAGGAAACUGCUCCAGGGCUAUUGGUAGCGACAGGGAACAUCGGCUCCGAACUGUCAUAUGCUGAUAUCGGCAUGUUUGUCUCUUCUGAUGGAGGGAACUCAUGGAGACAGAUCUUCGAGGAAGAAUACAAUGUGUGGUAUCUUGACUGGGGCGGGGCGCUUGUGGCCAUGAAGCACACUUCAAUGCCCAUCCGGCACUUGUGGGUGAGUUUCGAUGAAGGGAGAUCCUGGAGUAAGUACAGCUUCACGUCAACGCCACUUUUUGUGGAUGGGUCCCUGGUGGAUCCCGGCAUAGAGACACAGAUAAUGACAAUUUUUGGGCACUUCAGUCUCCGUUCAGAGUGGCAGCUGGUCAAAGUGGACUACAAAUCCAUCUUCAGCAGGCGAUGCAACAAGGAUGACUACCAGACCUGGCACCUGCACAACCAGGGGGAGCCUUGUGUCAUGGGAGAGAGGAAGAUCUAUAAGAAGCGCAAGCCCGGGGCGCAGUGUGCAUUGGGGAGAGACUACUCCAGGACCGUCGUCUCCGAACCCUGCGUCUGCGCCGAUGGGGACUUCGAGUGUGACUAUGGCUAUGAAAGACACAGUAACAACCAGUGUGUCCCAGCCUUCUGGUUCAAUCCAUCCUCCCUGUCCAAGGACUGUAGCUUCGGCCAGAGCUACCUGAACAGCACCGGGUAUCGGAGGAUCGUGUCUAACAACUGCGUGGAUGGGCUCCGGGAGAAGUACAUGGCCAAGGCUGAAAAGUGCCCUGGGAAGGCUCCACGUGGACUACACAUUCUCACCACCGACGGCAAGCUCGUUACAGAGCAAGGGCACAACGCCACCUUCAUCAUCCUCAUGGACGAGGGUGAUCUGCAAAGGACAAAUAUUCAGCUAGAUUUUGGAGAUGGCAUCGCUGUGUCCUAUGCAAACUUCAGCCCGAUAGAAGAUGGCAUCAGGCAUGUUUAUAAGAGUGCUGGGAUCUUCCAGGUGACGGCAUAUGCAGAAAACAGCCUGGGCUCUGACACUGCUGUCCUCUUCCUACAUGUGGUCUGUCCACUGGAACAUGUCCAUCUCAGCGUCCCCUUUGUCGCCAUCAGGAAUAAGGAAGUCAACAUUACUGCCGUGGUGUGGCCAAGUCAGUCCGGCACGCUCACCUACUUCUGGUGGUUUGGUAACAGCACGAAGCCCGUUAUCAGCCUGGAGAGCAGCAUCUCCUACACGUUUGCCGCCGAGGGGAUGAACACCAUCACGGUCCAGGUCGCUGCGGGGAGCACCCUCAUCCAGGACACCAAGGAGAUCGCAGUACACGAAUAUUUCCAAUCUCAGCUCCUGUCGUUUUCCCCUAAUCUGGAUUACCACAACCCCGACAUCCCCGAGUGGAGACAAGACAUUGGCAGGGUCAUCAAGGGAGCUCUUCUGCAGGUGACUGGGAUCCCCGAUGAGCAGAUUUUGGUAGCGGUAUUUCCUGGACUUCCCACUUCCGCUGAGCUCUUCAUACUACCCCACAAAAACACAACAGAGAGGAGGAAAGGCAAUGAAGGCGAUCUGGAGCAGAUAGUUGAAAUCCUCUUUAAUGCUCUCAACCAGAACCUGGUCCAGUUUGAGCUGAAGCCCGGGGUCGAAGUGGUCGUGUAUGUCACACAGUUAACAUUAGCACCCCUCGUGGACUCCAGCACUGGGCACAGCAGCUCGGCCAUGCUGAUGUUGUUAUCCGUCGUCUUUGUCGGCUUGGCUGUUUUUUUAAUCUACAAAUUUAAAAGGAAAAUCCCGUGGAUUAACAUCUAUGCCCAGGUCCAGCAUGACAAAGAACAGGAAAUGAUCGGGUCCGUCAGCCAAAGCGAAAACCCCCCCAAAAUCACUCUGGGUGAAUUCACUGACCCCGAAGAGCUAAUGGACAAAGAGCUGGACACGCGGGUUUUAGGAAGCAUCUCGACAAUUGCUAACAGCGAAAGCACAAAGGAAAUCCCCAACUGCACUAGCGUUUAAUACUGCGGAUCCACUUGGUCUACAGCAUUUCUGACUUUUUAUUUGUAAUUAUUAUUAUUGUUAUAAUUAUUAUUAUUGAAAAAAAAUUAUAUGUCAUUAUUAUUUGGGAGGGAGGCGGGGGACGGGUCUUUUGUUUACCAGGGCCACAUUCAUAAACGGAAGGGGACACUUAGUGCUGGGGAAACUCCCACUGGUUAAAAAUAAAAGGCUAAGGGAUUCGAAUGCCCAGUUCACAUUCAGGUGAAUGGGAAUCAGGUACCUAAAUCUCUUAGGCAGAUUGGAAAUCCUUACCCUAAGUGUUACAGGGAAACAGUCCAACUCCGUACUCAGUGGCAAAGCAGCCGCCUUGUCCUACCAGUGUCAGGCUGAGACGCCGGAUCCGAUGCUGCAGCACGCUGAGCCCCCUCCCUCUCAUCUCACUGGUGUGGGCAGGAUUAGAUCCGCCACUGUUCACCUCUGCCGUCUUUUAAACGAUGGGCUAAAAAGAAACCCAAAAAGCAAGAUCAGAUGGUGAGCAGGAGGGAGGCACGUCUAGGUUUAUGAAUGAGGCCCUCCCCCCCUGUGCAUGUUAAUAGCAAGGAUGCAGACGACCUACUGUAGAUAAUGACAAUGUACAUAGCUUUUUAUUUCUUGGGAAAUAAUUUAAUGUUUAGUAAAAGAAAAGUUUAACGAAAAAGAAUGACAAACCACACCCCCCCCCACACGUGCACACCCACACACGUGCAAACCAACCAAGGACCCACAGCGAGCUCUUGUGCGACACGUGGGUUCACAAUGUGUUUCAAUUGUCUGCCAGGCUUCCAGCUCUGCAUAUAAAUGACAUGAUGGUUUUUCUUUUUUCCUUCACUGGAAGACAUGUGUUGUAAUUUUUGAAGAGGGGGAGCAAUGUUAGGAGGGUGUGAGGUUUUUCACCGUGAUUUUUCUCACCUUUCCAUCCACAUCACGAAAGCAAAACCGCCAUCCUCCGUCAUCCAGUAGUGACUCUCAUGAGAAACUGUCAUAGAGAUGAAGAGAAAGGAGCGUCAACGUACUUGGAGUUCAUCCUGGGUUUGAAUAAGGUGUCAAAAGCCAGCCUAAGUCCUGGGCCGUCUUGUAACAGCGGGCCAAAUUCUGAUUCCUCACACUCCCUCUUCCAUAAGUAACAUCACCGAAGUUACACGCAUGGAGUAAAGUGCCCUUCAGCAGGAGGAAGAGCAUGAGAAGCUGGCCAUCCUGUUGAGGCAUGUCAUUAGGGGACUGCUCCUGAGACUAAGGGCUUCAGGAUUAAGGCUGUCUGGAAACCACAUCAGAAAUCUGGCCAAACCUCUUGACCUUCAAUAUUAGGACACCCUUGUUACACAGAGUCCAGCACAUCUGCUAGCCCCGCAGUCUGUAAAAGCCACAACGACCCCUCCUCAUGAGUGGUGCAUCCUGCUAAGAUGAUGGGAACAUUAAAAAAAAAACCCAGGUGGUUGUAAGGUGGAAACAUCUCAGAGGAUUUCAGGGCCUUCUGGUGUGUUCAGUCAAGGUUGAGGAUCAUCACCCACACAGCGUAAUGAGGAGCAGGUGGGAGCAACAGGUUAUUUGCACCCAUCCAUACUGAAGUUGAGAUGCUGAAACUGGGCUUGAUUCUGCAAGGUACUGAACGGGAGGUCAACUGGGACCGGGAGGUCCUGAGCCCCUUUCAGGAGUUGCUGUGCUCUUGCCUGGUGACGGAAAGCCAAGAGGGGCUCUCCUCCUAAGGCAUGGGUCCAGAUAUGAGCAUCCCCAAAGGUCUGUACACUUAAAGGCAGGGAUCCAGUUCAUCUGCCAUGUAUUAGAAGAAGGAUGAUAAACAGCAUAGGCUUUUUUUUAAAGGAAACUGGAGGCGUUAUUAGCAACCUGCCCAAGACUCAAAGUGCCUCUCUAUCUGUUACAGACUGGCCACCACCAUAACUUGGGCUCUGCUAAUGAGGUGAGAAGUCAUUGACACCUGGGUUCAUUUUGUAGGGAGCAAGACCAAAUCCAAUUUUCUCUGUAGAAAAGAUGGAGCAAUUAGUUUAAACAGUCAAACAAAUGGUUACAAAGCCAAAAUCUAGGAAAAUGUUGUUUGUGUGAGACACUAAAGCAAAGCAAGCUCAGCUCCAUGCAUCUCAGUGCUUUCUGAUCCUGCUCUUAAAGCACCCAACAUCCUUCUCAUUGGUUUAAAAAUAAUUCCUUUAGGUUUAAAAAUAACCCCCUUCCCGCACUUCCUCUUCUGCGCUCGUCCCGGAUGCAAGCUGGAGAUGGAUAGCUGUGUUUUCCUCCCUGACCUUGCAUUUCCAUCCAUCACGGGUGCAUACGCCGGUUCUCUCACUGUAUCCUUUAUACUGAAACACCAGCGUAUUUUACUGUAAUGGCCCAAUCUGCUGAUAACAGAGUUACUGCAGGGCUACGGCAUCCCUUCUUGGUGUGUGGGAGGUUUGUUCAUAAAAGGUGUUCCUGCCGGCGUGGAGCUGAACGGAGGUUUGCUCCAAAUUCUCCUUAAGAGGCAUUUUGCUGUAGUAAGGGUUUGAGGGGCUGCUUCUGUGAGCUGCUAGACAGAGCGGGUUGAGAAGUAGCCUACCCCCACAUCAGUAAGCAAUUCAUUCAGUUUGCUGUGGAUUAUUCCCCCUGCCCCCCAUACACAAACCAUUGAUGUUUUGCCAGGUUUUUCACCGAAAUUGCUUUAUGUUCUCAUCCAUUCCAGUCAAACCAACAUCAGUUUUUCACUUUCAGGGCCCUGUGCCCUGUUCUCUACCUUACUUCCCCCUGGUAUCUUGUAGGGUUGGGAAGGGUAGGGCAGAAGGGAAAAGAUCUGCCAGUCAACAAAGCAAGUAUCUUUUUAGCAGAGAGAUGCCUCAUUGCAGUGAAAAAAACAGCAAUAUUUCAAACCAGGCAGGUGUCUGUCACUAGAAAACACUGAGUCGUUUAAUAAGCUAUUUCUUUUGGUUUAGAAAUACAGAUGGAAACAUUUUGGCAGGUGCUUCUGCUGAACAAACCUCAUCUUUCAUUGCCCCAUUAGUCACACUGGGUCUAAUUUCAAAGCCCACUGAAGUCCACAGGGGUUUCUCAGCGAGCUUUGGAUCAUGCCUGGAGGUGUCUCACCACAUUGGGUCCUAAGUACAGAUGGAAGGAUUUGGCCUUUUCCCUGUUAAGUACAUUGAUGGGGAAGAGCACAGAGGUGUCUGACCCCAUCUUAUGUACCGUGGUCUUGUAAAUUCAUGGAGAGUCAAAGGUUGGGCCCUUUGUUUCAAAAAUGCAUGACCCAUGCACUUUGUAGGCAAAUAAAGGAAAAUAAUAGGUAAUUUUUUUGUCUUCCCCUUUCCCUUAACGGUGUGAUUCCCUUGUGACGGACACUGCUGUGGCAAAGAGAAAGAAAUGAACACCAUUAUAUUAGUCGUAGUAUAAAAUCAUAGAAAAGAGGGCUGGCAAAGACCUCAGGCGGCCAUCUAGUCCAUCCUCAUGCCCCCAAGGAAGGAUCAAUUGUAGCUACACCUAUAGAAAUAAUACAGAAGAUUACGGGCCCUGCUGCAUUCCCUGUGGCCCAUUGUGACCAUAUUUUGGGCAUAUACAGCAAGACUAUGGUUUCCCUUAUGUGGUCACCAGCUCUGUAUCACCCCUCCUUCAUAGGCUCUUAUGGAGGAGGCGUGAGGGCAAAGGGGCAAAGCCAGAAAACUCAUGUACUCCAGGGCUGCAGCCACCAUAAAUUAGAGCAACCUUGAGGUUGCUCUAAGUUGCUCUAAGAGUCCCAGUUAGUCCUGGAAUUAGGCAAUACAAAGAUGGCCUAAAUCCACAGUUCCUACUUAGUCCUGGGAUUGGGAAAUACAUAGUUGGCCUUAAUCUACAGACUUUCCUGUAGCUCCAGCACUUAUCACUGCUUUGUUGAGCCUGAGGAUCCAGCCCAGAAUCCUCCAUGCUCUUUCCGAGAUGUUGGAAGAGCAUCAAUCUCACACAUCUUUCCUGUUUUAAGGCUGAAAUAGGGCAGACAAUUGCAAUACUUGUAUUAAACACAGUAAAACAGCAAAUGCAUGAAUCAUAUAUAUAUACAUAUAUAUAUAUAUACUGUUCUUGGUUUUAUUGUUCCAUUUGAAUAUUUCUACUGUAAAAAAAAGGCAGUGGUUUUGAAAUUGUUGAAAAUAAAUGUAUUUUUGUACA